Messenger RNA from Alosa sapidissima (American shad), 1776 nucleotides. Its product is annotated as pyruvate carboxylase, mitochondrial-like. NCBI's taxonomy places the organism in Eukaryota, Metazoa, Chordata, Actinopteri, Clupeiformes, Clupeidae. Gene Ontology annotation, biological process: gluconeogenesis; pyruvate metabolic process. Gene Ontology annotation, cellular component: cytoplasm. The transcript has 9 exons. Gene Ontology annotation, molecular function: metal ion binding; ATP binding; pyruvate carboxylase activity. Bases 124 to 1776 code for a protein of 550 amino acids. The record is from RefSeq and is a predicted model, not a curated record.
CGGAGUUGCUGUGGACCAAUAAAACAUUUGUUUGAGGGGGUGGAUUACUGAAUUACAGGACAGCAUACUUGGGCGUUACUCGGGAGGAGGGAGUUGCAAGGACGGCCAAUAGCUGACGACACGAUGCUGCAUCAGGUGGGAGGAGUGCGUGUGGCCCUGGGCCUGCUGGUGGUGCGGAGGUCUUGCCUGACCUGUCUGUCCCGCACUGCCCACACCUCCCCAAAGGCCCGCGAGUACAAGCCCAUCAAGAAGGUCAUGGUGGCCAACAGAGGUGAGAUUGCCAUCCGUGUGUUCCGGGCGUGCACAGAGCUGGGUAUCCGCACGGUGGCGGUGUACUCCGAGCAGGACACGGGUCAGAUGCAUCGGCAGAAGGCGGACGAGGCCUACCUCAUUGGCAAGGGCCUGCCGCCCGUCGCCGCCUACCUGCACAUCCCCGACAUCAUCAAAGUGGCCAAGGAGAACAACGUGGACGCUAUCCACCCAGGGUACGGGUUCCUGUCGGAACGUUCGGACUUCGCUCAGGCAUGUGCGGAUGCUGGCAUCCGUUUCAUAGGCCCCGCCCCCGAGGUCGUACGCCAGAUGGGAGACAAAGUGGAGGCGCGAGCCCUCGCCAUCCGUGCAGGUGUUCCGGUGGUGCCGGGUACAAACGCGCCCAUCUCGUGUCUGCAGCAGGCCCAGGAGUUCUCCAACACGUACGGCUUCCCCAUCAUCUUCAAGGCCGCUUACGGAGGAGGAGGGAGGGGCAUGAGGGUGGUGCGCGAGUACGAGGAGCUGGAGGAGAACUACCAGCGGGCAUACUCCGAGGCGCUGGCUGCAUUUGGAAAUGGCGCUCUGUUUGUGGAGAAGUUCAUCGAGAAACCGCGCCAUAUUGAAGUCCAGAUCCUGGGUGAUAAGUACGGUAACGUGGUGCACCUAUACGAGCGCGACUGCUCCAUCCAGAGACGGCACCAGAAGGUGGUGGAGAUCGCCCCGGCCGUGCAGCUGGACCCCCACCUCCGAGACCGACUCACUGCCGACUCCGUCAACCUGGCAAAACUGGUGGGCUAUGAGAACGCCGGCACAGUGGAGUUCCUGGUGGACAAGCACGGGAAGCACUACUUCAUCGAGGUCAACUCCCGCCUUCAGGUCGAGCACACGGUUACCGAGCAGAUCACAGACCCCAUCACCCACCUGCUGCAGCUACUCAGGACACCUGCCGACGGACUGACUUCCCCGUCUCCGACUAGUACACCUGCCGACGGACCGACUUCCCCGUCUCCGACUAGUACACCUGCCGACGGACCGACUUCCCCGUCUCCGACUAGUACACCUGCCGACGGACCGACUUCCCCGUCUCCGACUAGUACACCUGCCGACGGACCGACUUCCCCGUCUCCGACUAGGACACCUGCCGACGGACCGACUUCCCCGUCUCCGACUAGUACACCUGCCGACGGACCGACUUCCCCGUCUCCGACUAGUACACCUGCCGGUGGGGGCCGACUUCCCCGUCUCCGACUAGUACACCUGCCGACGGACCGACUUCCCCGUCUCCGACUAGUACACCUGCCGACGGACCGACUUCCCCGUCUCCGACUAGUACACCUGCCGACGGACCGACUUCCCCGUCUCCGACUAGUACACCUGCCGACGGACCGACUUCCCCGUCUCCGACUAGGACACCUGCCGACGGACCGACUUCCCCGUCUCCGACUAGUACACCUGCCGACGGACCGACUUCCCCGUCUCCGACUAGUACACCUGCCGGUGGGGGCCGACUUCCCCGUCUCCGACUAG